AUGGCAUCUGAAUCUCAACCUUUGCUGUCGCCGCAGAGUACGUAUACGUCUGCUCCUCACACUCUAGGCCGUCAUGGCUCGGGCGAUAAGACGCUCGUGCAGUCGUUCUCUUGGCUGCUGUUUUCCAGCAAGAUCAACCUGCUGCUGGUCUUUGUGCCGCUCGGUAUGCUCGCUGAGUGGCUCCACUGGGGCUCGCUGGCCGUUUUCGUCCUGAACUUUUUGGCCAUUGUGCCCCUGGCGAAGCUGCUGGGUGAUGCUACCGAGCAGGUGUCGCUGCGUCUCGGCUCGACCAUGGGUGGUCUGCUGAACGCCACCUUUGGUAACGCUGUGGAGCUUAUUGUCGGUGUGGUGGCCCUGCUGCAGGGUCAGUUGCGCAUCGUGCAAAUGUCGUUGGCCGGCUCGAUCCUGUCGAACCUGCUCCUGGUGCUUGGUUUCAGCUUCCUCGCGGGUGGUCUGUACCGCCCUGAAAACACCUUCCGUCAGACCGCAGCACAGGCCUCGGGCUCGAUCAUGACGCUUGGCUGCUUUACGAUGGUCCUGCCGGCCGCGUACUGGGCCUCGAUCCGCUCGAGCACCGUGGAGAAGGUGCUCCCGUCCAUGUUCAAGAAGCAUGCGACGCUGCCCAACAACGACGUGUCGAAUGCGAUGGAUGCGAUCCUGUUCAUUUCGCGCUGGACAGCUGUUAUUUUGCUGGUGAUCUACAUUGGCUACCUGUUCUUCCAGCUGCAGACGCACUCGUUCCUCUACGAGGAUGAGGGCGAGCACGAAGAGGAGGAAGAAAUGAUGGCCCCCAAGGCGUCGAUUGCCGCGCUGCUAAUCGUCACGGUCAUCACGUCGUUCAACGCAGACUACCUUGUCUCGGCCAUCGACGACGUGGCGAACACGUACAACAUUUCCAAGGUGUUCAUCGGUACCAUCCUCCUUCCCAUCGUCGGCAACGCCGCUGAGCACGUCACGUCUGUGUGGAUGGCCGCGAAGAACAAAAUGGAGAUUGCCCUGGGUGUCGCGGUGGGCAGCUCGGUGCAGAUUUGCUUGGGUCUUGUGCCGGUGCUGGUGCUCGCUGGCUGGUGCGUCGGUCAGCCGCUCUCGCUGUACUUCCAAGACUUUGAGACCAUCACGCUCGUGAUCACGGUGAUCUUGGUCAACAGUCUGAUUCAGGACGGCAAGAGCAACUACCUGGAAGGCGCGCUGCUUGUGGCGCUGUACUUUGUGAUUGCACUCUCGUUCUGGGUCCAGCCCUCGUCAAUGUAA
Molecule: messenger RNA, 1251 nt
Organism: Malassezia pachydermatis
Lineage: Eukaryota; Fungi; Basidiomycota; Malasseziomycetes; Malasseziales; Malasseziaceae
Product: calcium:hydrogen antiporter
Exons: 2
Coding region: 1-1251 (416 amino acids)
Biological process (GO): calcium ion transmembrane transport; intracellular calcium ion homeostasis
Cellular component (GO): fungal-type vacuole membrane
Molecular function (GO): calcium:proton antiporter activity
Source: RefSeq, a predicted model, not a curated record